AUGAAGAUCGAUUUGGAUAAGGAUAAAGCGCUGGAAUUAUUCGGGAAGUUCAUCAGAACAAAAAAUGUGGAUAAUCUCCAGGGUGAACGAAAAACUAAAUCCGGUCAAGUUAGUCCGCCUGACUCUAAGCAGAAACUACAGAAGUGCCUGACGACUCUGGACUUGACGUCCCUUGGUGUGGGAUCUUGCGUCGGAACAGGGAUGUAUCUGGUCGCAGGAAUGGUCGCGCGAAAAGUGGCGGGACCCGGCGUCGUCAUUUCGUUCAUUAUCGCAGCAGUUGCUUCCAUUUUUUCUGGAGCGUGCUAUGCCGAGUUUGGAGUCAGAGUGCCUCACACAACCGGCAGCGCGUACAUGUACAGCUACGUGACAGUAGGAGAAUUAAUAGCCUUCGUAAUUGGGUGGAAUAUGGUGCUGGAGUACCUUAUAGGUACAAGUGCGUGUGCCUGUGCGCUAAGCGCUUGUUUGGAUGCCUUGGCAAAUGGUGCUGUUUCCGGAGCGAUAGGCAAUACCGUUGGUACCAUUUUCGGUCGCCCGCCGGAUUUUCUCGCGUUCAUUAUCACGCUGUUAAUGAUGCUGCUAAUGGCAGCAGGAGUAAAAAAAUCUCUGAUGUUUAACAAUGUGUUAAACACUAUAAAUCUCGCCGUUUGGGUCUUCAUCAUGACUGCCGGUCUGUUUUACGUGGACUCGAGUAAUUGGUCAGAGCACAAGGGCUUUCUUCCUUAUGGCUGGAGCGGGGUUUUCACUGGCGCUGCAACCUGUUUCUAUGCCUUCAUUGGAUUCGACAUAAUAGCUACAACUGGCGAAGAAGCGACGAAUCCGAAGAGGAGCAUCCCUCUAGCUAUAGUAAUGUCACUUCUCAUUAUACUCAUCGCAUACGUCACCAGUAGUAUGGUACUCACAUUGAUAGUUCCUUACGACGAAGUCGAUCAAGACUCGGCGUUGGUGGAAAUGUUCGGCUACGUUGGAGCUAAUAAGUGCAAAUAUAUUGUUGCUAUUGGUGCUCUAGCCGGAUUGACGGUUUCCAUGUUCGGUAGCAUGUUCCCCAUGCCUAGGAUAGUUUACGCUAUGGCUCAAGAUGGACUGAUUUUUCGAUCCUUGAGCAAAGUGUGGCCCGUGACAGGGACUCCAGCCUUAGCCACCUUAAUUUCAGGAGUAUGUGCUGCUUUCGCGGCACUAUUAAUUAAAUUGGAAGUAUUGGUGGAAAUGAUGAGUAUUGGUACUUUGCUAGCCUACACUCUAGUCUCUACGUGCGUUCUAAUAUUACGGUACCAACCAAACACCACUAACUUGGUCGAGUUAUUGCCUCAAAGUUUACGCACACCUUGUCGAACUCCAACGAAAGAACCACAGAGCAACGGGCAAGUUAGUUACGGCAAAGAGCUCAGACCAGAUCAGUUAUCUUCAGCCUUGAACACAGUUCAGGCGUCUCAAUCGGAACUUGUUGCCAGUAACAAUGGCCAACGUGUCAUGGUGCGACGAGUGAGAAGAGCGAAUAGUUCAUCACCCGAUUCAGACGAUACUUUUGGUGGAGAAGAAGAUGAUGUUGGCCUGGGUAAAGACGACCAAUAUUUGGUUAGCGACAGGUCUGAGAACAAAUUUUACGGCAGCGUUCAUGCUGCGGCUACAACGGGUUCUAGUUGUGGCAGUACACAUCAAUAUCCUGGAAAUACACCUAUUAUUGGACCACCAUUAAAUUAUUUGCAACGCAAAUUACAGGACGCACAAUAUCUCUGCCCUGCUAUAUUCCCUUGGGUAGACAGAGGACCAGCAACCGAAGCUUCCGGUCGAUACGUUAUGAAGUUGGUCGGAAUUUUGUAUCUACUCAUUCUAAUUUUCGACCUGAUUAUCGUUUGUGGCAUGGGUAAUAUGGGGACGUUUACAACGCUAUUAAUGUUUGCUUUUCUAUUCGGUAUCAUCGGGAUCCUCCUGGUGAUCAGUCGAAAACCACAAAACAGAAACACAUUGGCGUUUAAGACCCCAGGAUUGCCGUUUGUACCAGCGAUAGCAGUCACUGUGAACAUUUAUCUUAUAUUCAAACUAAGCGUGCUGACGCUAGUGAGAUUUACGAUUUGGAUGAUUCUUGGUUUCCUCAUGUACUUCUACUAUGGUAUUAAGCACAGUAGCCUUGAGGAAGCCAGUAAGUCUGAAAAUUUGGACGACGCGGUUGCUGGGUCUGCUGGAAAUAUUGAGCUCACCGUUACUGAGCCUUCGAAAUUUUAUCCUGCACAAGAUCGUAAUAUUUACGAAGGCCAGCAACUUGAUGUCUUCGGUCAGCCAAUCUUUGGCAGUACGAAUUUUGGAGGUACGCCUAGCCAAAAUGCAGCCCAAACUCAAGAAAGAGCUCUGUUCGUUAAACAAGAGAGUUUUCCGACCUGGGACGAUUAAAGGUAAAAUUUGCACGCAUUUUGGCUGCACUUGCGCGAUUGACGGAAUGUCGGAAUGUUGUAGUAAAAAAGAAUUUCA
Belonocnema kinseyi is the source of this 2463-nucleotide messenger RNA. Its product is annotated as probable cationic amino acid transporter. Gene Ontology annotation, biological process: transmembrane transport; amino acid transport. The record is from RefSeq and is a predicted model, not a curated record. Gene Ontology annotation, molecular function: amino acid transmembrane transporter activity. Lineage: Eukaryota; Metazoa; Arthropoda; Insecta; Hymenoptera; Cynipidae. The transcript has 13 exons. Bases 1 to 2385 code for a protein of 794 amino acids. Gene Ontology annotation, cellular component: plasma membrane.